Molecule: messenger RNA, 3197 nt
Organism: Miniopterus natalensis
Lineage: Eukaryota; Metazoa; Chordata; Mammalia; Chiroptera; Miniopteridae
Gene: BCLAF3
Product: BCLAF1 and THRAP3 family member 3
Biological process (GO): positive regulation of transcription by RNA polymerase II
Cellular component (GO): mediator complex
Molecular function (GO): DNA binding; transcription coregulator activity
Source: RefSeq, a predicted model, not a curated record
GCAUUUUCUUCCAAGUGACCUCCUCCUUUCCCUUUAACCCAGUGGUUCUGUAGUUCGUGGACCAGCAGCAUCAGCAUCUGCAUCACCUGGAAACUUGCUAGAAGUGGGGCGCCUACCCCUGGCAUAAGGCCCAGCAAUUUGUGUUGCUCCAAGCCUCAAAUUCGUUUUGGAAUGAAGCAGUGUAAUAACUGAAUGAAUUGAACUGAAUGUACUUCUUCUGUAUAAAAAGUGGAUAGUGGCUCACAUGUCAAAGGAUGACACGGUCACGCUCUAGAUCCCCUGGGUGGAAACACAGGUUUUCAUCACCAGUACCUAGAAAGCCUGAAUACUACAAGCAAAGAUAUUCUCAUGAGUAUUAUUGUUCCGACUAUAGGGAGGAUCUUGAAAGAUCCGCUUGGAGAAUGAAUGAUAAGGAACAUGGACAGAGUAAACCAAGGAUUUCUUCUCGUGAAGAUACACAUUACCAAUGUUAUGAACAUAGAUCACCUUCUCCAAGCAUAAGAAGCAGCUCUUUAGACAAUUUUUAUUCUUAUGAGCCUUACCACCUAUAUUCACCAAGAAGGGAUGAUAGAACUCCGUAUAUGUCCAGAUACUCAGGAGGUGCACACUACCAAGAUUAUCAGUGGAAUUGUUAUCCUCAGCAAGUGCAAGAAAGGUAUAUUCCUGAUGAUGACAGAGUUAGAAGGAGUGGAAAAGAAGGGACAUCACCUGAGAGGUCAAUAGCAGAGUCUUUUAGAUUUGAAGGAGAGUGGUAUGAAGAUGAGUUGAGUUACCAGAGGUUACAAGAUGAAAAAUAUUCUCAAUCACUUAGAAGAGGCUCUGAAGAUUUUGAGAGAAGGAGCUCUUUUCAGACAAGGUAUCCUGAGGAUCAUGAUUACAGAAAAUAUGAACAUACAUCAAAAAGAUCUCCAGGUAUGGAAAGGUAUGAAAACAGAGAGCCUUCCAGAAACUCACAGUGGAAGUCCAAGCAUUGUCUUUCACCUUACCAAGAAAAGAGAGAUCAGCGGAACCAUAGACACCACUCUCAUCGACGUGCUCAUCGGAAAUCCCCAGAGAGCAGUUCAGCAACCAGGGUAUCCAGGGACCGUCGCCGCAAACGUCGUAAGACCUCAGAUGGGGACCAGGACUUUUCGGAUGGAAGAACACAGAAAUACUCUAAGGAAGAAGAUAAAAAAGACACUUCUCAAAAUGGCUCUGCAAAUAGAGAGUCCAGUUGUUUUGAUGCUGGAAGAGAGAGAGAGAAUGAAGAUGGGCAAGCUAAAGAAGCUUCUAAACCACCUAAGAAAGACUGCACUGCCUCUACUCAUUCAAAUAAAAGUGAUGAUGAUUUGAGACCCUAUAAUGGCAAACGGAAGAAGAAAGUAAAGAGAGAAAGAGAAGCGAGAAGAGAGAGCACCUCUUCCAGUAAUCAACUUGAUGAAAGUAAACCUUCUGAUGUGAAACCUUCAUCUCCUAAUCUUAGGAAGAAAUCACUUAUAAUUAAAGUAGAUUCAAAGAAAACAGUAAAUACAUCCAGAGUUGCUUCUAGCAAGACAGAGAGACAGAUGUCACAUGAUUUGGUUGCUGUUGGCAAGAAAACUGAGAACUUGAAUCCAGUGUUUGAACAUCUUGACUCAACUCAGAAUACUGAAAACAAACCUACAGGAGAAUUUGCUCAGGAAAUCAUAAAUGUAAUCCAUCAAAUUAAAGCAAAUUAUUUUCCGUCACCUGUCAUUACUCUGCAUGAGCGUUUCUCGAAAAUACAAGGAACACAAGCUGCAGGUGUAAAUGAAAUUAAAUCGAAUUUAGAUCCAGAAAUUCACAGGAGACUAGAUAUAUGUUCGACCGAGUUUGAGAGUAGACAAAGUACGGUAUGUGAUUCAGAACAGACUCUGGUCAAAGUUAUAGAUCCAAAUGACCUACGACAUGACAUUGAAAGAAGGAGAAAAGAACGGUUACAGAAUGAAGAUGAGCACAUUUUUCACAUAGAUAGUGCUGCAGAGAGGAAUGACCAGCCUUCCAGUUUUUCAACUCAUAUUGAUAGCUUCCAAAACCCUAAAUGUGUUAUAAAAUCAAAUUCUAGAAAAUUUAUUCAGAAACCUUACGUGAGAGAAGACGACGUUACUGACAAACCAUUUGAAGAUGAAAGUGACCAUCAAAACACAAGAGACUUUAGAUCUUUUAAGGAAUAUGCAAACAUCGACACAGAAAACUAAUGGGAAAUUGUUACAAGUGGAAUCAACACUACAGAAUAAUUUGAGAAGAUCUCUUCAGGAGUUAGAAUUCCCACUAAAGCACUAAUACUGUAACUUUCUUGAUUAAAAAAAACACCUACAACUUUAUUUUUCUGUAGUGGAAUGCUUUAACUUUUUUACACUUACUUGGUUUUAAAUUACAGUAUUCAAUUAAAAACCUCUGUUAAGUACAGUUUCUUUUGCAAAAAGUCUCAAAAGGGCAUUAUUUGUUGAAUUUUUCUCUGAGCAUGGUUUCAUAGGGAAGUUAACUGGGUUAUAUCCAAAUGUUUAUAUGUUGAAAGUUUUGCUUAUAAAAUAAAAAACAAAAGUAUCUGAAUUGUAUAGUGUCUGUACAUGAAAGAACUUUAAACAGUGGCCUUACGGUAGCAAAUUUUAUACCAGAUUUUUCUUUUUCUGAUGACAUUUUGACUUAUAACUUGAAGUUUUCUUAAGUUUCUGAAGUUCAAGGCUUGUAUAAUUCAUACAUUUCAUAUUAUGAUCUAAGAAGGUGAGAGAAAAGGUGCUUCCAAAUAUUCCAUCAGGUAGUUAUGAGUGCACUGAAUUUUUAGUAAUUGUUUCAUUCAAUUUUUUUCCAAAGCUAUUUGCUCUUUUCGAGUUUUAAAAUGCUAUUGUGGAAAAUAUGUGAAGAUUUUGUAAUCUAUAUUCCAUGUUACUUUCCCUCAGGGCAAGCUUGUGCAUAUCAUAUUUUUAAAGGCCUUUAAAAAUUUGACAGUCUCAUAUUUGGAAAUUGUACUUUACUACUACAGCAUUACACAUUUUGCAAGCAUAUAUUAUAAAGUGUUUAUUUUAAAUUCAGUUGUAUUGAAUACUAUGUAUAAGAUAGAAUCGAUGGUUAUAAAUGACAUUUUAGGCUUUAAUAUCUUAUUUCUUUUUGUUUUCUGUGUUCUGCUUAAUAGUACCUAUACGUUCCCAAUUAAAUUUUUGUGAAAUGUUUAUUGGUAAUAAAACAAAAUGUUGUUGUUA